CAUGCCCGCGCUGGCAGGUUUCUGUGCAAUCACUAAUCAGUAUAAACUGAACUUAUCGCUAUGACGUACGUGGAGUUUGCAGUGAACGGAAAAAAAUGUCGGGUCGACAACAGAUAUCCGCGCUACCUCUCCUUAAAUGCCUACAUCAGGUACUAUCUGGAGCUACCUGGGACGAAGGCUAUGUGCCACCAAGGAGUGUGUGGUUCUUGUAUUGUGAUGGUGCACGCUUGCAGACCAACCUUCGGGAAUUAUGAGACGUUUUCCGUUAAUUCUUGUCUGGUCUUGGCUGUAUCAUGUCAUGGGUGGGAAAUAACGACGAUCGAGGGGGUGGGCAGCAGACGCGUUGGGUACAGUGAGGUGCAGAAGCGCAUGGCUGCUAACAAUGCCUCCCAGUGUGGAUACUGUACCCCAGGAUGGGUGAUGCAGUUGCAUAGUCUCCUCGAUAAAAACUUGACAAUGGCUGAACUGGAAAAUUCUUUCGGAAGUAACACAUGCCGCUGUACCGGCUACAGACCGAUUUUGGAUACAAUAAAAUCCUUUGCAGUUGACGCCCCUACAGACAUGCUAACCGACAUAGAAGAAUUGAAAAUCUGCAAUAAAACCAAGAAAAUAUGUGAAAGGAAAUGCUCCAUAGAUAGCGUAAACAGCGACUGGAGUGUUAUAAAAGUUUCUAGCGUCAUAGAAAUAGACUAUGGCCAUGAAAAAUACAUCAAAGUUUACACGGUUGACGAGAUUUUUGACGCUAUUGCACGGGCGAAUGACCAUUACAUGUUAGUUGAUGGAAAUACCGCCAAAGGUGUCCUUCCAAAAUUAUUCGACUAUCCGCCAGUUCUUAUAGAUAUAAGCGAAGUAUCAUCAUUGAAACAAUACGAGUUUGACCAAAAUCUUAUUCUUGGCGCUAACAUCAGUCUAGAGGAUUGUAUAACCAUAUUCACGAAUGAAGCAAAGAGCAGGGAUGACUUUGGAUAUUUGGAGCAGUUCAGGAAGCAUUUAGAUUUGGUCGCCCACAUUCCUGUUAGGAGGAUUGCUUCGUUAGCUGGAAACCUGAUGAUAAAACACUUGAAACCAGAGUAUCAAUCCGACAUAUUCCUCCUGUUCGAGAGUGUGGGGGCUAUUGUUACAAUAAAAAACUGCCAAGAAGAAUUAGCCCUGACCCUCUCAGAGUUCCUGGCUCAUGACAUGUCAGGAUGGCUGAUAAUAAACUUCAAACUGCCGCCGUUGAGUCCUCGUUAUAUUUAUAAGACUUAUAAGGUAACUCCACGAAAUCAAAACGCGUUGGCCAUUGUAAACGCGGCGUUCAAUUUCAAAUUGAACAAAGAAACAAUGCUAAUAGAAGAAGCUACUAUCGUUUUUGGCAAUAUAUCAGCACACUUCAGUCAUGCUGUAGCAACGGAGCGUUAUUUGGCGGGAAGAAAUGUAUUCUGUAAUGAGAUAUUGUCAGAGGCGAUACGUCACUUGGAACAGGAAAUUGUGCCCGUGGAAAAUCCACCAGAACCCUCGCCCAUGACGAGGAAGAAAUUGGCUAUCGGUAUAUUUUAUAAGUUCAUCCUCAGCAUCGCCCCACCAGACCUUUACCCGGGCAGAUUUUCCUCCGGCGGCACUCUAAUAACCCGUCCGCUAUCUUCCGGGAUGCAACAUUAUCAAACGGACCCAUCUUUGUAUCCUCUCAAUCAGCCAGUGCAAAAGUUAGAGGGGUUGAUACAGAGUGCUGGCGAAGCUGAAUAUGUAAAUGAUAUUCCGCCGAGCCGCCAUGAUGUGUUUGGGGCGUUUGUGCUGUCUACUGUUCACUCUGGACGCGUUGAUGCAUUUGACUAUGACAUUCUUAAAGAACCAGGCGUUAUUGCGUUACUAACAGCUAAAGAUAUACCAGGGGUGAAUUCAUUCGCAUUCCCCGGUAUACCACUCCAAGAAGUCGAAGAAGAAAUCUUAGCUGAGAACGAGAUAAAGUUCUAUGGGCAGCCUAUUGGUAUUCUUGUAGCUGAAAGUGAAAAUCUCGCCGUCAUAAUGGCGGAUAAAGUUAAAGUGACUUACAAAGAUGUUCCCAAAGCUCUUCCAGUUUUGACCAUAGACGAGGCGAAGAAAGACCCUGAUAGGUAUAAAGCUGGGGAAAGCGAUGAAGAGAAGAUUAUACCGAAGGGAUCUGGUCCGAAUGUUAGGAAAAUUAUAAAAGGUAAAUACGAGAUUGGUGCUCAAUACCACUACUACAUAGAACCAAUAUCCUGUGUGGUGAUACCAGUGGACAAAGGUCUCGAGGUGUACAGCACUGCGCAGUGGAUGGACCUGGUGCAGAUUUGUGUGGCCCGCUGCUUGAGUAUGAAGGAAAGCGAUGUUCUCGUAAAGGUUCGUCGUCUGGGCGGCGGUUUUGGCGGCAAACUGAGCCGAAAUGUCCAAGUGGCCACAGCUUGCGCGAUAGUAGCAAGGAAUCUUAACCGACCGUGUCGCUUCAUCUUACCGUAUGGAACUAAUAUCACGUCCAUGGGGAGGAGGGUGCCAGCUCAGUGUAAUUACGAGGUGGGUGUGGAUGACGUGGGAAAGAUUCAAUACCUUAAAGCUAUAAUUAUAGAGGAUGAUGGCUGUACGCACAACGAAGGCAUCUUGUCAUACGUCGCAGGAGGUUUCCCGAACUGCUACGAUUCUAGCUUCUUUAGCCUGCAAACUGGAAGAGUUACUACUCAACGUCCUUCUAACACUUUUAAUCGAGCACCUGGAACAUUAGAAGGUAUCGCCGCUAUUGAAGAAAUCAUGGAGCGCAUAGCUUUCGAACUGAAAAAAGAUCCGACAGAGGUUCGUCUAGCGAACAUGAGGGCAGAAGACAAUGAUAUACCAGAGUUGAUAGAGAAGUUGAAAGUCCAAGCCGAUUACGAUAAACGGCGUGCAGAAGUAGACCAAUUUAAUAAAGACAACCGUUGGAUGAAAAAAGGUCUACACAUCGCUGUGAUGCUCUUUCCCGUGGAAUACUAUGGGAAUUAUUCGGCUAUGGUUUCGAUAUAUCGUGGGGAUGCAACUGUAACUGUCACUACGGGUGGUAUAGAGAUGGGCCAAGGAGUCAAUACAAAGGCAGCCCAAGUCUGCGCGUACGAGCUUGGAAUAUCUCUAGAUUUAGUAUCUGUUCUACCAAGCUAUUCCUUCGUUGCCGCUAACAAUGUAUUCUCGGGUUCCAGUAUUGUCAGCGAAAGUGUGUCCUACGCUAUACAACGGGCAUGUCAGACACUAAGAGAUAGAUUAGCACCGAUAAAGGCGAAAUUGGUCAAUCCUACUUGGUUGGAACUCAUUCAAAAGGCUGGAGAGGAGCAAAUUGACCUUGUAGCUGAGUAUAUGAUGAACGAUAAGGACCCCAACCUACAGGACUAUAGUGCGUUUAAUGUUACAAUUUGUGAGGUACAGUUGGACGUGUUGCUCGGAAGGUUCCAGAUAAAUAGAGUCGAUACGCUAGAAGAUGCUGGUUUGAGCGCUAAUCCAGCUGUUGAUAUAGGACAGGUGGAAGGAGCCUAUAUACAAGGACUGAGUUAUCACACAUUCGAAAAUUUCGUGUAUGAUAAGCUAACUGGGAAGUUGUUAAAUGAUAGAGCUCUGAAUUAUGAGGUAUAUUUAGCCAAGGAUAUUCCUGUGGACUACAGGGUAUAUUUGAGAUAUAAUUCGAAGAAUACGAAAGGCGUAUUGGGAGCCAAAACGGCCGGAGAAAUGGGCGUGUGUACAGGCUAUGGUAUAACUUACGCCUUGCGGGAAUGUAUCAACGAAUCCCGAAAGGAUUCUGGUUACGAUCUCUCAGUAUAUUACGAUUUUGACUUCCCCCGCAACACAGAAGCUAUAUUAAAAGCGUUGGAUGUGAAAUUGAGCGAAUUUAUAUUGAUGCCAUAAACAUUGCCU
Messenger RNA from Zerene cesonia (dogface butterfly), 3867 nucleotides. RefSeq names its product indole-3-acetaldehyde oxidase-like. The transcript has 17 exons. The record is from RefSeq and is a predicted model, not a curated record. Bases 61 to 3858 code for a protein of 1265 amino acids. Lineage: Eukaryota; Metazoa; Arthropoda; Insecta; Lepidoptera; Pieridae. Gene Ontology annotation, molecular function: oxidoreductase activity; 2 iron, 2 sulfur cluster binding; FAD binding.